UCCCCGCUCGCUACUGCAUUGAUGCUACUGCCUCCCUCAGUGAUGAUGUCACAGGCUCAGCCCAGCUCAGCAUCCCUUGCCGUAGGAAGACAUCAGAGCCAUUUUGGCUUUUGGACCACGGCACAUUCAAGCCCCCGUUAUCCCUGAACAACCCUGUGCCCCCCUCCAUCACCACCAGGCCUCCCAAGGCAAGUUUAACCACUCCAGGACCGAUUCUGCCUGGAGUUCCGCUACGAAGGAGAGGGGAAAAGGGGGGGAUCCUCUUCCUGGAGGAGAGUGAAACGGAGAGGCUGACCUGGACCACAGCAGACCGUGGAAACCAGAGGAGUUACAGGCAUACUGUAAAAAGACAGUCUAAUCGGAGGGUCUCUCGCGCUAAAGGUGCAGGUAACCUUCUUUGCUGCUGAAAGCCGGGGAGUGAGAGAUAGUGAAAGAGAGAGCACAGGCACAGAGGCUGCGGGGCAGGAGGCGCCAUGGCAGGGGCCUCAGUGAAGGUGGCGGUGCGGGUACGCCCCUUCAACUCACGGGAGAUGGGCAAGGACAGCAAGUGCAUCAUCCAGAUGUCUGGCAACACCACCACAAUCAUCAAUCCCAAAGCUCCCAAAGAGACCAAGAGUUUCAAAUUUGACUACUCUUACUGGUCCCACACAUCGCCGGAGGACAUCAACUAUGCGUCCCAGAAGCAGGUGUUCAGAGAUAUCGGGGAGGAGAUGCUGCUCCAUGCCUUCGAGGGCUACAACGUCUGCAUCUUCGCCUACGGGCAGACGGGAUCUGGCAAAUCCUACACCAUGAUGGGGAGACAAGACCAGCAAGACCAGCAAGGCAUUAUCCCUCUGCUGUGCGAAGACUUGUUCACCAAGAUUAAUGACAACAAUGACAACAGCAUGUCCUACUCCGUGGAGGUGAGCUACAUGGAGAUCUACUGUGAGCGUGUGCGUGACCUGCUGAAUCCCAAAAACAAGGGCAACCUGCGAGUGAGAGAGCACCCCCUUCUCGGCCCGUAUGUGGAGGACCUGUCCAAAUUGGCCGUCAUUUCCUACACCGACAUUCAGGACCUGAUGGACUCGGGAAACAAGGCUAGGACUGUGGCGGCCACCAACAUGAACGAAACAAGCAGCCGGUCGCACGCUGUCUUCAACAUCAUCUUCACCCAGAAGCGACAUGACUCCGAGAGCGACAACACCUCCGAGAAGGUCAGCAAAAUCAGCCUGGUGGAUCUGGCCGGCAGCGAGAGGGCAGACUCCACGGGGGCCAAAGGCACCAGACUGAAGGAAGGAGCAAAUAUCAACAAAUCCCUCACCACACUGGGGAAGGUCAUAUCAGGCUUGGCAGAGCUGGCCUCUGCGUCAAACAAGAACAAGAAAAAGAAGAAGGUGGAGGCUCACAUCCCCUACAGAGACUCCGUGCUGACAUGGCUGCUGAGGGAGAACCUGGGUGGUAACUCUCGCACCGCCAUGGUGGCUGCCCUCAGCCCAGCAGACAUCAACUAUGAUGAGACUCUCAGCACCCUCAGGUAUGCUGACCGUGCUAAGCAGAUCCAGUGCAACGCCGUCAUCAACGAGGACCCCAACAACCGGCUGGUGAGAGAGCUGAAGGAGGAGGUGGGGCGCCUCAGAGACCUCCUGUACGCCCAGGGCCUCGGAGACAUCAUCGAGACAUAUCGGGGGCCAGACACAGAGAUGGCUGGUUUGACAUACAUAUCCGAUCACAAGAACAAUAACAAUAGUGGGCAAGCUGUCAAUCAAAGAGGUGAUCUCUCCACAGUGACCAAUGCCAUGACUGGGAUGAGUCCGUCCCCGUCUCUCUCCGCCCUGUCCAGCCGUGCUGGCUCUGUUGCCAGCCUUGCCGACCGCAUCAUGUUCAGCCCCGGCAGCGAGGAGGCCAUUGAGAGGCUGAAGGAAACUGAGAAAAUCAUAGCUGAGCUCAAUGAGACCUGGGAGGAGAAGCUUCGCCGCACAGAGGCCAUCCGCAUGGAACGUGAGGCCCUGCUGGCUGAGAUGGGUGUGGCCAUGAGGGAAGAUGGUGGCACCGUCGGCGUGUUCUCACCCAAGAAGACUCCUCAUCUGGUGAACCUGAAUGAAGAUCCUUUGAUGUCUGAGUGCCUCCUAUACUAUAUCAAAGAUGGAAUAACAAGGGUUGGUCGUGUGGACGCAUGUAGCCGUCAGGACAUUGUUCUCAGUGGCCACUUCAUCAAGGAUGAGCACUGCAUUUUCACCUGUGCAACUGACCCCAAUGGAGAAGCAGUGAUCCUGGAGCCUUGUGAGGACGCUGAGACAUACGUCAACGGGAAGAGGGUGACUGAGCCCACAGUUCUCAGAUCAGGAAACCGCAUCAUUCUGGGUAAGAGCCACGUGUUCCGCUUCAACCACCCGGAGCAGGCGCGUCAGGAGCGGGAACGCACGCCCUGCGCUGAGACCCCCAUGGAGCCUGUGGACUGGGCCUUCGCUCAGAGGGAGCUGCUGGAUAAACAGGGCAUUGACAUGAAGCACGAGAUGGACCAGAGGCUGCAGGAGCUGGAGGAGCAGUACCGGCGGGAGAGAGAGGAGACCAACAACCUCCUGGAGCAGCAGAGGCUGGACUAUGAGAGCAAGCUGGAGGCCCUCCAGAAGCAGGUGGACCGAUGUUACCCUGACGCGGCAGAGGAAGAGGAUGAGCCUGAAGAGGAAGUGCAAUGGACAGAACGUGAGACAGAGAUGGCCUUAUGGGCCUUCCGCAAGUGGCGGUGUUACCAGUUCACCUCCCUCAGGGACCUUCUGUGGGGCAAUGCCAUCUUCCUCAAAGAAGCGAACGCCAUUAGUGUUGAGCUGAAAAAGAAGGUUCAGUUCCAGUUUGUGCUGCUGACAGACACUCUGUACUCCCCUUUGCCUCCGGACCUGCUGUCUCCUGAGGCGGCCAAAGAUCGGGAGAAACGCCCCUUCCCCAGAACCAUAGUGGCCGUGGAGGUGCAGGACCAGAAGAAUGGAGCCACUCACUACUGGACCCUGGAGAAACUUAGGCAACGGUUGGAACUGAUGAGGGAGAUGUAUGAUCGGGCCGCAGAGGUCCCUAGCCCUGCUCUGGAGGACUGCGACAGUGCCAUGACGGGUGGCGACCCCUUCUACGACCGCUUCCCCUGGUUCCGUCUGGUGGGAAGAAACCCCAUCUUCCACGCAUGCAUGAGUCAGCGUAUGAGCGAGCCCACCCCUUCUCCCACCCUCUCCAACCCCAGCUCGGACAUAACCGAGCUGGCUGACCCCUGGCGCCGGGGGUGGAGGGUGGAGGAGGAGGGGAUGGAGGAGUUGGAAGACCUGGACGAUGAUGAUGAUGAUGAUGAUGAUGAUAUCUUUUUGGACGACCCAUCCUCGGAGCUGGGGGGAGAGGAUGAUGAUGGUGAUGGUGAUGAGGAGGUGGAGGAGGAGGAGGAGAGGGCGCUGUGCCCGCGCUCCGGCGAAGGCCCGGACCCUUUUUACGACCGCUCGCCCAUAUUCAGUGUAGUGGGAAGGGCCUUUGUGUAUCUGAGUAAUCUGCUGUACCCUGUGCCUCUGGUGCACCGCGUGGCCAUUGUCAGUGAGAAGGGCGAGGUGAAGGGUUUCCUCAGGGUGGCAGUGCAGGCCAUCUCAGGCGCUCUGUGUUUUCCUCCAGCCGAUGAGGAGGCUCCAGACUAUGGCUCCGGAGUCAGGCAGUCAGGUACUGCCAAGAUCUCCUUUGAGGACCAGCAGUUUGAGAAGUUCCAGACGGAGUCCUGUCCAACGGUCAGUCUGACCCGGACGGGUGUGUCCCAGGAGGAGUUGCGUAUUGUAGAAGGGGAGGGACAAAACUCAGAGAUGGGCCCUUCAGCAGAUGAGGUCAACAAUAACACCUGUGCAGCCAAUCCAGAUGAGAUAGAGAGCCCUCUGAAGGCAGGCCUUGAGGGGCCUUUGGAAGGGGCGAUGGAGCACCUGAGGAUUGGAAAUGUCUUCACCUUCAGGGUCACAGUGCUUCAGGCCUCCAGCAUCUCCGCAGAGUAUGCAGACAUCUUCUGCCAGUUCAACUUUAUCCACCGGCAUGAUGAGGCCUUCUCCACUGAACCUCUGAAGAAUACGGGUCGUGGGCCCCCACUAGGAUUUUACCAUGUGCAGAAUAUUGCUGUAGAGGUAACCAAGUCAUUUGUGGAGUAUAUAAAGACACAGCCCAUUGUGUUUGAGGUGUUUGGGCACUACCAGAAACAGCCCUUCCCACCACUCUGCAAGGACCUCAUCAGUCCUCUACGCCCAAGCAGAAGACAAUUUCCACGAGUGAUGCCUCUCUCAAAACCAGUCCCUGCCACCAAACUGACAGCGCUGACCCGCCCCACUGCUGGGCCUUGCCACUGUAAAUACGAUCUCAUGGUGUUGUUCGAGAUCUGUGAGCUGGAGGCCAACGGAGACUACAUCCCAGCGGUGGUGGAUCACAGAGGAGGAAUGCCCUGCCAUGGAACCUUCCUGCUCCACCAGGGCAUCCAGAGGAGAGUCACAGUGACAAUCGUACAUGAGACAGGAGGUGAUAUUGAAUGGAAGGAGGUCCGUGAGCUGGUUGUGGGGCGUAUCCGCAACACACCAGAGACGGACGACGCCAUCAUUGACCCCAACAUUCUGUCACUCAAUAUCCUGUCUGAAGGAUAUAUCCGACCCACGCAAGAUGACAGACAGUUUCUUGAUUCGGACAUGCCUAGGACCUUCUACCGCUUCGAGGCGGCCUGGGACAGCUCCAUGCACAACUCUCUGCUGCUUAACCGCGUCACCCCUUAUGGGGAGAAGAUCUACAUGACCCUCUCGGCCUACGUGGAGAUGGAGAACUGCACUCAGCCAACUGUCAUAACCAAAGACUUCUGCAUGGUGUUCUACUCGCGAGAUGCCAAGCUUCCUGCCUCUCGCUCCAUCCGAAACCUCUUCAGCAGUGGGAGCUUAAGGGCCUCAGAGGGUAACCGGGUCACUGGUGUGUACGAGGUCAGCUUAUGUCACUUGGCCGAUGCUGGGAGCCCAGGCAUGCAACGCAGGCGCAGACGGGUGCUGGACACCUCGGUGGCGUACGUGCGCGGGGAGGAGAACCUGGCAGGCUGGAGGCCCCGCAGUGACAGCCUCAUCCUGGACCACCAGUGGGAGCUGGAGAAACUCAGCCUCCUGCAGGAGGUGGAGAAGACCCGGCACUACCUCCUCCUGAGGGAGAAGCUGGAGUCCACCCUGCUGCUGGGUCAGGAGUCGCUGCUGUCCUGCGGGAGCGAGGAGUUGUGUGACUCGCCCUUCUCCUCCUCUGAAGCCGGCCAGGGCCCCAGCCUCGGCCCUGACAUUCCCAACGAGAGGCAGAGAGAGCUGGCCGCCAAGUGUCUCCGGCUGCUCACCCACUCCUUCAAUCGAGACUACAGCCACGUGUGUGUGAGCGCCAGCGAAAGCAAGCUGUCUGAGAUGUCAGUGACACUCCUGAGGGACUCUACUUCAGGCCUGGCUCUGAGCACCAUGACUCCCUCAUCAACGUGUCCCUCGUUGUCUGAGAGUCGCUAUGGCAAAACCGAACUCAGACCUCCCACACCCCGCUCCCGCGCUGCUAGCCCUGACCCCAACGCCCUGCAGGAGGGAGAGGUAAAGAAGUCACCCACUGGACCCCCAGAGCCAAGGCCCAGGUCUCGUCUCUUCGUCCCCGACAUCCAGGAGAUCCGUGUCAGCCCAAUCGUGUCAAAGAAGGGCUAUCUGCACUUCCUGGAGCCCCACACCAAUGGCUGGGUGAAGCGAUACGUGGUGGUGCGGCGGCCGUAUGUCUACAUCUACAACACGGAGAGGGACACAGUGGAGCGUGCCAUCCUCAACCUCUCCUCCGCCCAGGUGGAGUACAGUGAGGACCAGCAGGCCAUGCUCAAGACCCCCAACACGUUUGCUGUGUGCACAGAGCAUCGUGGGAUCCUCCUCCAAGCCAUCAAUGACAAAGAGAUGCAUGACUGGCUGUAUGCUUUUAACCCUCUCCUUGCUGGAUCUAUCAGAUCGAAGCUUUCCAGAAGAAGAGCAGGGCAGAUGAGGAUUUAAACUCUCCUCUAUAGGCACACACAGAAUCUAACAACACACACAAAACCACAAACAUGUGCUCGCAUACACACAAGCAAUCAAAAAAAUGUCACACACAUACAAAAUAAGCAUACACAGACAGACAACAAAGACAACACACACACUUACACACAUGUACACAAGGAAGAUAAAGACUAACCUUGUAAAUAGACCACUUGACAGAGCCCUUCCCUGUUCUCCUUAACUGUGCCCUGUCUACUCUGUCCUCUCACCCAGUAACUACCAGUGUCUGCACAUGCUUAGUUAAGCACUAUUUGACCAUCAGUGUACUGAAGGACCCUCGCUGUGACAUGUCUACGGGUUCUGGAAUGUUCUGUUUAAAAUCUCCCAUAAUCGGGGAACAAUGUAAACUCAUAGAAAAAGAAGAAAAAAAUAACUAAUGGUGUGUGGGUGAAGAAUCGGUUUCUUGAUGUUUUUACUGAAUAGUAGGUGUUCUUGAGUUCUUUACCAUUUGAUCUCUUCGGACAAAAAGAGAGCGGUGUUGACCAGAUUGUCGAGAGACAGGGCUUUUUUGCAAUGUAUUUAGAUUUGUAACAUCAGGAAGGUGAUAUCCCACCCCACCCUAUGAUUGUACCUCAGUGUAUGAAAGAUAUGACAAAAACUGCAGAUAAAUGGCCUUACUUGUGUUGCUUGUCCUCUAACAGGUAUACAAUAUUACAGCAGGUCAGUAUUCAAACCAGAAAACGUAAUCAUUUUCCAGAAUCUUCUUGGCUUCUGCUGAUAGAUCAGAUCAGUGAUGACUGAUAAGUCUUUUGCAAAAAUGUAAUCUCUGAACGCUUUCUCGACAAUGCUUCUGGGCAGAUUAGACCCACCAUCAAUACAUCCACUGCUCUCCAUAGAAAAGGUCUUCAUGUGCUUUAAGAUUUCAACAUUUGUGAAAGAAAAAAGAAACUAAUACAGAAGAGUUUGGCAGUUAGAAAAAAAAAUGACAAAUGAUUCAUAUGCCUUUAGAAACAUGAAGCAUUGACUUCCCAAUCUAUAGGACGGUUCCAGUGAUGUGCAUAAAGAUCUGCUUUGCCCCAAAUGAUGGCCCUUAUGGCAGAAGAGUGACAUUUAGGUAACUCAUCUUUGUUCAACCAGGAGUAAACCAAGCUUUUCCUGAUGCCCUGUUAUAAUUUAAAGAAGGCUGUUAGGUAGAUUUUACUAAGGUUGAAUGAUCAGCUAAUGAAGACACUAUCCCACUAAUAUGCUGGGGAAAAAACUAUUUCAGUUCCCCCUGAAGAAAUAUCUUUUGUUCGAUUAAAACAAAUCUUUAUUAGAAUUUUUUAUCUAUGUAGGUAUUUAUUUUCUGUAACAUCGUAUGUAUUUAUUUCAGCGUGUAUUUAUUGACAAAGAACAAAAUAAUUAUAUUUUUAAAGAAGUACAGUGCAAUUUUUGCAUAUGGCACUUUUUAAUCAUGAGUUUCCCUAAUCCAUUUUACUCACUAACGACUUACUUGCCUUGACCCUUCUUCAAAUCAGAGGAAAACAUGUGGUUUGCCUAGGCUGUUGAUUAGGAGCUGCAACAGUAGAUAGACUGCUUGAUUACUUGAAAUUCAGUACAUUUAGUUACAGGGCAGAACUUACUAGCACAUAUGCACACACACAUACACCAACACACACAUAAUACGCACACACACACACGUACACACAAUGAAAUAAAAGAUAGACUCUAGAGAUUAGACAAGUAGGUCCAGAUGUAGAUACCCCAGAAUAGUUU
This is a messenger RNA of Clupea harengus (Atlantic herring), 7748 nucleotides long. RefSeq names its product kinesin family member 1Aa (gene kif1aa). Gene Ontology annotation, biological process: microtubule-based movement. The record is from RefSeq and is a predicted model, not a curated record. Gene Ontology annotation, molecular function: microtubule motor activity; microtubule binding; ATP binding. NCBI's taxonomy places the organism in Eukaryota, Metazoa, Chordata, Actinopteri, Clupeiformes, Clupeidae.